This is a messenger RNA of Elgaria multicarinata webbii, 2780 nucleotides long. RefSeq names its product zinc finger and BTB domain containing 39 (gene ZBTB39). The record is from RefSeq and is a predicted model, not a curated record. The coding region runs from base 104 to 2203 and encodes 699 amino acids. Gene Ontology annotation, molecular function: DNA-binding transcription factor activity, RNA polymerase II-specific; protein binding. The transcript has a single exon. Gene Ontology annotation, biological process: regulation of transcription by RNA polymerase II. Lineage: Eukaryota; Metazoa; Chordata; Lepidosauria; Squamata; Anguidae. Gene Ontology annotation, cellular component: nucleus.
CAGUGAAAUUCAGAGGCUGGCAGCUCCUCUCUGGUGGAGCUGAAGAACAUAUAAGUGUAAGGAAGAAGUGAGCGAGGGAAGGAACUUUUCAGCAGUUGCCAAGAUGGGCAUGAGGAUCAAGUUGCACAGCACUGACCACCCCAAUAACCUGCUGAAAGAACUUAACAAAUGCAGAUUGUCAGAGACUAUGUGCGAUGUUACCAUUGUGGUAGGUAGCCGUUCCUUCCCUGCACACAAAGCAGUGCUGGCAUGUGCAGCAGGCUAUUUCCAGAACCUUUUCUUCAAUACAGGACUGGAUGCUGCCCGCACCUACGUAGUGGAUUUCAUUACUCCAGCCAACUUCGAAAAGAUCCUGAGCUUUGUCUAUACCUCAGAACUCUUUACAGACCUGAUCAAUGUGGGUGUCAUUUACGAGGUUGCUGAAAAAUUAGGGAUGGAUGACUUGCUGAAGGCCUGCCAUUCCACUUUCCCAGACUUGGAAAACUCAGCUAUCACUAAACAGCCCUCUCUCUCAUGUGAAAGCCGGCCAACUGGUGCUUCGGCUGAGCCGAACCAUUCCCUGGGUGAAAUCAGAAACAGUGGGGAACAUUUGGGACCAGACCGGAAUUGCAGUAUGCAUGGUGAAGCAGCAGGUGGCUAUAAAGAAGAUCCUGCAAAUGAAGCUAGUCAUAACUUAAUGCAUCCGCAGACACCCAAAACCGAAGAACAGGAAUCACCAGCCCAGUUCACUGGUGCCAUGAGUAUUAUGACACAGGCUAGUCUUAGCAACAUCAGCAUGGCUGUUCAAACAACUGUGAAUUCUUGCCAGCCGUAUAAGAUCCAGAGCAAUGGGGAUUACAGCAAAGGCAAUAUUUUUGCCUCUGAUGCUUCUCUAGAUAUAUCCACAGGCAGCAAUUCCUGCCUGAGCAAUAGUGACCACUCCAAAGACCAGGGCUUUGGGCAGAUGGAUGAGCUGCAGCUGGAAGACCUGGGAGAAGAGGAGCUACAUUUUGAGGAUCCCAGCGAGGAGUUAGGUGCUGCAGAGGAAGUGAUUGAGCUGAGUGAUGAUAGUGAGGAUGAGCUAUCCUUCGAGAAUGACAACCGGGAUAACAAGGCCAUGCCUUGUCAAGUGUGCAAAAAGGUUUUAGAGCCCAACAUACAGCUGAUCCGCCAGCAUGCUAGGGACCAUGUAGACCUCCUGACUGGCAACUGCAAGGUCUGCGAGACCCAUUUCCAAGACAGGAAUUCCAGAGUCACCCAUGUCCUGUCACACAUUGGGAUAUUCCUCUUCUCCUGUGAUAUGUGUGAAACUAAGUUUUUCACCCAGUGGCAGCUCAACCUCCACCGCCGAGAAGGGGUGUUUGACAACAACAUUAUCAUCCACCCCAGUGACACGCUGAUGGGAAAGGUGAACUUGUUCAGUGGGGAUUUGGCAUGUGCUGCGUGUGGGAAACCACUGGCCAAAGAUUUUCAUGUAGUUCGGGAACACAUUUUGGACCAUGUGAACUUAAAAGGCCAAACAUGUGGUGUAUGUGACCAGCGGCACCUCAAUCUCUGCAGCCUGAUGUGGCACACACUUUCCCACUUGGGAAUUUCUGUUUUUUCUUGCUCUAUUUGCGCCAACAGUUUUGUGGACAGACAUUUUCUGGAGAAGCACAUGGCAGUCCACCAAAGCAUAGAGGAAGCCCUCUUCCGGUGUCACUACUGUGGCCAGGCUUUCAAGCUGGAAGCUGCUUACCGCUACCAUGUCAGCCAGCACAAGUGUAGCUCCAGCUUGGACCUAGUCCGGCCCAGCUUUGGUGACCGACUCCACCAGCAAGCUCUACAGAAGCGGAAGUUGACUGAGGAGUUCCUAAGCGAGGACAUGGCUCUCCAAAACCAACCUGGGAACAGUAAGUACAGCUGCAAGGUAUGCGGAAAGAGGUUUGCUCACACCAGCGAAUUCAAUUACCACCGGCGGAUCCACACAGGGGAGAAGCCCUAUCAGUGCAAAGUGUGCCACAAGUUCUUCCGUGGGCGUUCCACCAUCAAGUGCCAUCUGAAGACACACUCUGGGGCCCUCAUGUACCGGUGCACAGUUUGUGGCCAUUAUAGCUCCACCCUUAACCUUAUGAGCAAGCAUAUAGGUGUACACAAAGGCAGCCUUCCGCCUGACUUCACCAUUGAGCAAACUUUCAUGUACAUCAUCCAUUCCAAAGAUACGGAGAAAAACACAGACAGCUGAUGCAGCAGUAUUGGGGAAGUAAGCACUACCUGCUGUGGCAGUGAAACUUGCUUCAGUUAAAAAGAAACAAUGUAACUUUUAAUGGUCAAGCAUCAUCAGCAUUGUACUUUAUUUCCCUUUGCCUUGUUAGAAGGUUUCUUAAAUCACUGUCCCGUGAAAACAACAGCACGUUAGAUGUGUUAUUGUUCUCGAGAAACCUGUCGUGUUUACCUCCUGCUGAGUCCAGUGCUCAUCAUUUCAAAUCUAGGAAACAGAGUAUUUUUUUUCUCCUCCAUUGGAUAGGUUUUGUCCCUCAUGACUCCCCCCUUCCCAUCUCUAAUAAGAGAUAAUGAAAAGAUUUAUGCAGCUCCACAUCAGUAAGGAUAGCAGGGGAGGAAGUGGGAAGUAAAAUGAACUGCUUCUAUGCUGUUGUUGGGAGGAUGUAAGUCAGAAAAACUUAACUGUGCAAUCCUAGGCAUAAUUCAGACGUAAGACUCACUUUGUUUAAUGGGACUUAUUCCCUACCUGGUAAGUGUGCUCAGGAGUUGUAGCCUUUGCUGUUUGUCAGAGAAGUUUGUAUUUUCCUCCCACCAGGGUU